Molecule: messenger RNA, 7429 nt
Organism: Paramisgurnus dabryanus
Lineage: Eukaryota; Metazoa; Chordata; Actinopteri; Cypriniformes; Cobitidae
Gene: lama4
Product: laminin, alpha 4
Biological process (GO): regulation of embryonic development; regulation of cell migration; cell adhesion
Molecular function (GO): signaling receptor binding
Source: RefSeq, a predicted model, not a curated record
CCAGAACUGGGCAGGGCACAAGUGAGAAAAAGAACGAACAGCAAUACGGUCAGCAGAGACUGAAGUAAAGAGCAAAAGUAUCCAGGGGAGAAGUAGAUGUGAGAAAGAUAGCUCUACUGCGGGGAACACAAUCACACUCACUGCCUGGGCAAUAAGAGUUGCUGCCGAGGGGAAUUAUGGCCUCUUUGGUGCUCCGGACUGUCUGUAUUUUAUGCAUUCUGUCAGUGUUUGUGCAUAAAACUUUCUCUCAACAGCAAAACACCAUCUACACGGUAUGCGCACGAGGCUUCUUUCUUAGUGAACAGAACAGUUGUCUGCCCUGUAACUGUAAAGGUCAUGCUGAUAGCUGCGAAGAUAUCACAGGAAUAUGCAUUGAAUGUCAGGACCACACUGUUGGAGAUUUCUGUGACCAGUGUGAAGAUAGCUUUUUACCUGUGUUUCUUCCUGACAACACUUUUGUGUGCAGACCAUGUGCUUGCCCGCUCUCACUAGAGUCUAACAAUUUUGCAGCCUACUGUGAUAAGAGAGGUAAUUUUCUGAGAUGUGUGUGUCAGGAGGGCUAUGCUGGACACUACUGCGAAAGGUGUGCUCCAGGUUACUAUGGCAACCCCACGCAGGUGGGCAACUCCUGUAAAAAAUGUGAUUGUAAUGGUAACUCUGACCCCAAUCUGAUCUUCAAUGAGUGCAACAAUGUGACUGGCCAGUGUCUGAACUGCUGGGCUAACACUGCUGGAGACAACUGUGAGAGAUGCGCGCCAGGUUUUUACGGUGAUGCAAUCAGUGCCAGAAACUGUCAAGAGUGCGAGUGCAAUCACUGUGGUACUGCAUCAUGUGAUGACAGGACAGGUGUGUGCCACUGUAAGCCUGGGGUCACAGGUCGACUGUGUGAUAGGUGUGAGGAGGGUUACUCUGGAUUUGGCAGCUGUAUGGGAUGCCGUCGAUGUGAAUGUGCCUCUGCUGCCCUACGUGCAACUUGCCACCCUCUCACACACACCUGUCAGUGCCGUCCGGGGGCCGGAGGCCGGUAUUGUGAGCGCUGCCUGCCAGGAUACUGGGACUACAGCCCAUCCGGCUGCAAAAUGUGUAAUUGUAAAGAGAAGAAUUGUGACAUGCACACAGGAGAGUGUCUGCCAGAAGCCUCACAUAUCAGUGAGUGUAAUAUCGAUUGUGAUGCAUGUAUCUGGAAUCUGAUUGGAGAUAUUCGUCAGUCCAACAAAACUCUGGAUCAGGUCAGGAAUACCGUGUUGAACAUUUCUACAGGAGCUGCUGCCAAUGACAGAUUAAAAUACUACAACUACACUGCACAUAGACUACAGGCGCAGUUUGUAGGCUGGAGGAAUAAAUCUGCAAUAAUGAGAGCUGAUACAGGGAAGGUGGAAGAAGAAACACAUCAGCUGCUUAAUGACAUGGAACUGCUUGCUGAAGAGGAGGAAAUUGUGAAGUCUUUGGGAGAUCGUGUGGAUCAAGAAACGCUUGAAGGCUCUACCUUAGCAAAGACACUCAGUUCUAAUCUGACAUCACUUAACGUCGUCUUAGAGGAAAUGAUCCGAGAUUGGGAAUUGUACAGUGUCCAUCAGGAGUUAGAUCUAGAAGUACAGAAGCAGAAAACAGCAGAGGCUGAACGGAUCUUGGGUUGGAUGAGAAAACUGAACCUGUCACCCAAAGAACCGCUUGCAACUACCGAAUCCAAAGAGGCCAGCGAAUUGUUUUGGCGUGUGCGUCAGUUGGAGAAAACGUUGAUGACAACACAGGGUCAUCUGUCUCCUGUGCGGGAGGUGAUGGGUCGAUUUACAUCAAGGCUCUUUCAAGCUCAGGAUCUCCUCAACAAUGCUGAUGAUGCUGUGCAGCAGACACUAAUGAAAUAUAAGAACAAUCAGCUUAAACUACAAAGGAGACAGGCACAGCAGCAGCGUCUAAUAGACACUUAUGAUGCAGUUGAUCAAACUAUUGUUAUGACUAAAGAAAGCAUCUCGGAAGCAAACUUGACCGUCAUUAAGGUGGAAGAUGUAGUGAUGCGAGUCAGAGAACAGCAUGCAGAAAUAGAUGGGGCUAUGAUGUUGCUGGAGAAGCGAACCGAUAAACUGUCUCAGUCAGACAGAGAUCUAGUGUUAAGAGCUGAGGAGCAUACUGAUGAACUGCAGAGACAUGCUGAAGAACUGAAAUAUAAUCUGAAAGGAAGUGAUGCAAAUGGACACGUGCAGAAAGCUCUGAGCGCCUUUAAUGUGUACGACAAUAUUGUCAAACACAUUGAUGAUGCCAACAUCACUAGCCUGACCUCUCUCAACAUUUCCAGCAGGACUCAUGAUGCUAUCGAUGGAUUAAAAUAUCAACUAGACUUCAUGCGCCCUCAGAGUGACAAUGUGUUCAAAGAGGCUUCAUCCUUACGGGUUGAACAGCAAGAUGUUGAAAACACCGUCCUUGACAAUAAGAAAUACAUUGAAGAGACCAAUGAGAUGAUGGAAAGCUCCUCUAAAAAACUGGCUAGGAUCAUGAAUGACAUCAACGCAAUUCAAAAAGAUCGUACACCAAAGCGCCUGCAGUUUACUCAGGAAGUGGCCGAGGGAACUCUGAAUCGCUCCGCUGAAGUAUUGGAGAUGGUGACGCCAAUUUUACAGAAAGUAGAAGAGUGGAACAACAAUGAGAAGAAUGACUUGUAUUCUCCCGCAGCAUUGGAACGCACAGUUCAGUCUGCUGGAGAGGCGGUGGAUGACCUUACAGAGGUUGUGCCAGAACUACUCAAUAAGCUGCAUCUGGUUGAAGAAAAAAGACCUGUAAAUAAUGUCUCCACAAACAUCAUGAAAAUCCGAGAACUUAUCGCUCAGGCACGCAGCAUUGCCAAGAAGGUGCAAGUGUCCAUGAAGUUUAAUGGACAGUCUGCUGUGGAGGUUCAUUCCCCGACCAAUGUAGAUGAGCUGAAGACUGUCACAUCUAUCAGUUUCUACAUUAGAGUAGACCCUGACAAAGACCCCAUUGAGGACCGGUUCUUACUGUACCUGGGAGACAAGCAAGGACAGAAGGACUACAUGGGACUGGCCAUAAAGAAUGAUAAUCUAGUGUAUGUGUACAACCUGGGAGGAGAUGAUGUUGAGAUACCCCUCAGCUCAAAGCCAGUCAGCUCCUGGCCUCCUGUCUUCAACCUUGUUAAAGUGGAGAGGUUGGGUCGUCAUGGUAAAGUGUUCCUUACAGUUCCAAGUCAGGACACCACAGCAGAGCAGAAGUUUAUUCAGAAAGGAGAGACAGAUGGGAUAGACUCGCUGUUUGACCUUGACCCCAAAGACACUAUCUUUGUUGUGGGAGGAGUGCCUCCUGAUGUGAAGCUUCCUCCAGCUUUGACUUUGGCUCCUUUUGUUGGAUGCAUUGAAUUAGAAAAUUUGAACAGUGAUGUCAUCAGUUUGUACAACUUUAAACAACUUCACAAAAUGAAUGUUGCAACAUCGGUGCCUUGUUCCAGACAUAAGCUGGCUUUCUCUCAGAGUCGUGUGACAAGUUAUUUGUUUGAUGGCACUGGUUUUGCUUUAGUCACUAACAUUGAGGGAAGAGGCAAAAUUGGAGUUGUCACUCGAUUUGAUAUAGAAGUGCGAACUGUUUCCAACAAUGGCAUACUAUUCCUCAUGGUUAAGGAGGCUAAUUUCUUUGUGUUGGAGUUGAAAAAUGGAUUUCUCCGUCUCAUAUACGACUUUGGCUUCACCAGCGGCCCCAUAAUCAUGGAGAGUGACAUAGCAAAACUCCAGAUCAAUGAUGCCAGAUAUCAUGAGGUGUCUGUGAUUUAUCAUCACUCUAAGAAGAUCAUUCUGCUAGUAGACAGGAGUCAUGUAAAGUCAAUAGAAAAUGAGAAAAAAACUUUACCGUUCUCUGAUAUCUACAUUGGAGGAGCUCCCUCACACAUUAAGUUUCCAAGGCCUGAGCUGUCAUCUCUGAUUGGGUUGAAGGGUUGUGUGAAGGGCUUCCAAUUCCAGAAGAAGGACUUUAACCUCCUUGAGGAGCCUGGAACCAUCGGCAUUAGCAGUGGAUGCCCAGAGGAAUCAUUUAUGUCCCGUAAGGCAUAUUUCACAGGUGAGGGAUACCUGGGCUCCACAGCUAAAAUCUCACCAUUCCAGUCUUUUGAGGGAGGACUAAACUUCAGAACACUUGAGGCCAAUGGACUCCUCUUCCACCACAAAGAAGAGACAAAUGAGUUUUCUCUCUCACUGGAGAAUGGUGCUGUGGUGCUCCAGUCCAAAGGAAACAGAGUCAGAUCACAUAAGAAGAAUUACAAUGAUGGAAAAGCACAUUUUCUAGUUGCCACAGUGACCAAUCAAAAGUAUGAACUAAUCAUUGAUGACAAAGACAAGCAAGAGAAGAAUAAGUCGGCCUCCACGUUUGAGUCUGAUAACACAGCUAACACAGCUAAGACCUUCUACUAUGGAGGCUCUCCAACAAGCUCUAUACAGAAUUUCACUGGCUGUAUCAGUAAUGCAUACAUUAGCAGGCAGGAUAGAGAUAUAGAACCAGAAGAUUUCCAGCGUUACAGUGAGAAUGUGAAGGUGUCACUACAGGACUGCCCAGUGAAGAGACCUGCUGUUACAAUAACUAAAGAGAGCAGAGACUCGUCUAGACAAAAGUCAAGACAAAAGGUGAGAAGGGACGUGUCUAGUCUGGUACGUCGCUCAAAGAGAAAUCGCUUGGAUGUUCCAGAGACAGGUUUCACCCAUAGCCAGAUUGAGAACACAGGUGUUGCAAAGGUUAUCGAAGAUCAACAUAAUUUGGCUUUCUCUCAGAGUCGUGUGACAAGUUAUUUGUUUGAUGGCACUGGUUUCGCUUUAGUCACUAACAUUGAGGAAAGAGGCAAAUUUGGAGUUGUCACUAUAUUUGAUAUAGAAGUGCGAACUGUUUCCAACAAUGGCAUACUAUUCCUCAUGGUUAAGGAGGCUAAUUUCUUUGUGUUGGAGUUGAAAAAUGGAUUUCUCCGUCUCAUAUAUGACUUUGGCUUCACCAGCGGCCCUAUAAUCAUGGAGAAUGACAAACUCCAGAUCAAUGAUGCCAGAUAUCAUAAGGUGUCUGUGAUUUAUCAUCACUCUAAGAAGAUCAUUCUGCGAGUAGACAGGAGUCAUAUAAAGUCAAUAGAAAAUGAGAAAAAACCUUUACCGUUCUCUGAUAUCUACAUUGGAGGAGCUCCCUCACACAUUAAGUUUCCAAGGCCAGAGCUGUCAUCUCUGAUUGGGUUGAAGGGUUGUGUGAUGAGCUUCAAGUUCCAGAUGCAUUUUUUUAACCUUCUUAUGGAGCCUGGAACCAUCGGCAUCAGCAGUGGAUGCCCAGAGGAAUCAUUUAUGUCCCAUAAGGCAUAUUUCACAGGUGAGGGAUACCUGGGCUCCACAGCUAAAAUCUCACCAUUCCAGUCUUUUGAGGGAGGACUAAACUUCAGAACACUACAGCCCAAUGGACUCCUCUUCCACCACAAAGAAGAGACAAAUGAGUUUUCUCUCUCACUGGAGAAUGGUGCUGUGGUGCUCCAGUUCAAAGGAAACACAGUCAGAUCACAUAAGAACAAUUACAAUGAUGGAGAAACACAUUUUCUAGUUGCCACAGUGACCAAUCAAAAGUAUGAACUAAUCAUUGAUGACAAAGACAAGGAAGAGAAGAAUAAGUCGGCCUCCAUGUUUGAGUCUGAUAACACAGCUAACACAGCUAAGACCUUCUACUAUGGAGGCUCUCCAACAAGCUCUAUACAGAAUUUCACUGGCUGUAUCAGUAAUGCAUACAUUAGCAGGCAGGAUAGAGAUAUGGAGCCAGAAGAUUUCCAGAGUUACAGUGAGAAUGUAAAGGUGUCACUACAGGACUGCCCAGUGAAGAGACCUGCUGUAACAAUAACUAAAGAGAGCACAGACUCAUCUGAACAAAGACCAGAGCACUCCCACAAGGUGAGAAGGGACGUGUCUAGUCUGGUACGUUGCUCAAAGAGAAAUCCUUUGGAAGUUCCAGAAACAGAGCUUGCUUCCUGUCACCACUAUGGUGGUUUCGCACAUAGCCGGCAUGAGUACACAGGUGUUGCCAAGGUUAUCGAAGAUCAAUCUCACUUUUCUCUGUCUCUGAAGACACAAUCUGCCUUUGGUCUCAUCUUCUACCUGGCUGACGAGUCUGAGGAGAACUUCAUGACUCUGUUUCUCACUCAGGGCAGGCUGGUGUUCACUUUCAGCACAGGCGAACACCAUGUUAGAAUUAGAACCAAAGAGAAAUACAGCGAUGGACAAUGGCAUGAUAUUAUCUUCAUCCGAAGAGGUAAUAUGGGCAGACUGAUAAUUGAUGGAACUACGACAUUAGAGGAAAGUGCUCCAGGUGGAAACAUAUCACUGCUUGUUCAAGAUCCUCUUUACAUAGGUGGGGUUGCAUCUGAACGAGCUCUGAAAAACAUUCAGAAGACAUCUGUGUAUAGCUUCUCUGGUUGUGUACGGAGUCUCCAGCUAAACGGCCGCCGACUGACCUCUGUUUCCCAUAGUUUUGGGGUCACACCCUGCUAUGAGGGCCCCUCUGAGCCAGGGACAUACUUUACUAAUGAAGGAGGAUAUGUAAUUCUGGAUGACUCCUUUCAUUUUGACCGAAGAUUUGAGCUGGUGAUGGAGGUGCGCCCUAGUGUGGCUGCAGGAGUGCUAUUGCACUUGUUAAUUGGACAGCAGGAAUAUCUUACCAUGUACAUCUUUCAAAGCCAGGUGUAUGUUAUGGUGAAUAACGGUGUGGGUGAAUUGUCCACAUACGUGUCUCCUAGACAGGAAAUCUGUGAUGGAAACUGGCAUAAGAUCACAGUGAUAAAAGAUGCAAACGUCGUUCAACUGGACGUGGACUCAGAAGUGAAUCAUGUUAUCGUCCCUUUCAGUGAAACACCACAGAACACUAGUUCUCCAGUUUUUAUUGGUGGAGCCCCAGACUCUAUGCUGUCUCACAACCUUCUCAGCAAGAGAGGCUACGCAGGCUGCAUAAGAAACCUGUCUGUAAAUGAGUCUCCUGUCAGCUUCAGUAAAGCAGCCCUGGUCAGUGGUGCAGUAGGUGUGGGCACUUGCCCUGCAGCCUGAGUGAUUUCCUCUUUGGGUAUCCGGGGAAAAAAAAAAAAAAAAAAUGCUUUUGUUUUAAUAAAGAAUGAAGCUGUAAUGUCUUUCUACCAUGCCUCCUCAGCACCACUUAAAGCUUUUUUUUAUCACACUGCAACAUUUAUUUACUAUGUACUCUGAACCUGAGCACUGCAAUCACUAUGAAAAUGUAGACUUUUAAGGAAAAUUGUUACUACUUAAUAUUAACCAAGGCAAUUAGAGAGUGAGAAAAGAAAAAGGUCUACUGUAUAUUGUCAUGAAUUUGUCUAACAUAUAUUAGCCAAAUAAGUUUCUUCACUUUUCACUCCUUUAUCUUAAAACCUUAUAUCUGUUCAGUUGUAUCUACAAUUAAUAAAACGGAUGCUUUCUAA